This is a messenger RNA of Drosophila albomicans, 745 nucleotides long. It is a transcript of the gene MED18, whose product is annotated as mediator of RNA polymerase II transcription subunit 18. Gene Ontology annotation, cellular component: core mediator complex; mediator complex. The coding region runs from base 95 to 745 and encodes 216 amino acids. NCBI's taxonomy places the organism in Eukaryota, Metazoa, Arthropoda, Insecta, Diptera, Drosophilidae. The record is from RefSeq and is a predicted model, not a curated record. Gene Ontology annotation, biological process: termination of RNA polymerase II transcription; regulation of transcription by RNA polymerase II. The transcript has 3 exons. Gene Ontology annotation, molecular function: transcription coregulator activity.
CAUUUUGCAACACUAAAGUAAAGCAUAAACAAAAACACCGCUACACCUUUUAUUUAAUUUAGAUAUUUAAAAACAUAACUUAUUAAUUGUUUUAAUGGCCAUCUCGUCGGCACGCGAAUCACUUUCCCAUGCGCUGACCAACCGCUUUCUGCCUAAUCUCGAGUACUUGUUGCAAGGUUCCAUUUUAGACUCGGCUGUCGAGCAUUUGAUGCACAGACUAAAAGGAUUGUGCGAUAAUGUGGACACCUCGCCGGAACCCUUCCAUGAUCUGGAGGUCUGCAUGAGCCUGCGUCAAUCGCAGUCCAAUCAGCCGCUUUUGUUGCGCGUUCGUCGCGCCUUGGGACGCGAUGCCCCAUUCCAAAUGCGCUAUCUUGGACAACCCGAGGUGGAUAUACGACGGCCAACACUGGUGCGCAGCUGCAUGGACUGCGCCUGCACCAAUGGGAUACUUGAUUUUCUAUCUGAAAUGGGAUUUCGCCUGGAGUUUGAGUAUAUAGCGAAGGGUUACAUGUUUCGAAAGGGACGCAUGAAAAUAACGGUCUCCAAGCUGAUUAAAAUCGUUCCCGGCAAGCAACAGGACAUGGCCAAUGAGCCAAUUUCACAGAGCUACAUCGUUGAAUUGUCUGUGGUGGCGCCCACGGGACAAGAGAAUGUGGGCGAGGAGAUGCGUGUGUUUGCCGAGCAGCUAAAGCCGCUGGUGCAGCUCGAGAAGAUCGACUACAAGCGCUUGGGCAACUUGCCCUAA